CUGUCUCGCAAGCUAGUAGCUCUUAUCCAUUUAUUUCCAUUGCAGGUCUUUAUAAUGACACAUUGACAGAACCGAAGCUAACAAAUACUAGUACAGUAAGAAGCCAAUGGAAUCAACAAAUUUCUUCCGUUUCCUCCUCAUCUUCUUAAGUGGAGCUCUUCUUUUACUGUUCACCUGGAUUCAUCUCCCAUACGCUUCACCAUCAAGCAACACUGACUUCCUCGACUGUGCCACCAACUCCCCUUGGUGCACCUCCAGAAACCGCUUCCUAUCCAAGAAACCAGCCACCGUCAAUAUCCUCAAGAAACCCCCAAGACUCACGCGCCACCAUCAUGAGUCAGACGUUCCCCACCACCCGCUUGAUCCCUUAACCAUCCGAGAACUUAACAAAGUCCGUAAAAUCCUAUCAUCUCACCAGCUCUUCAAGUCAUCUCCCUUUGCUCUACACUCCGUAGUAUUGGAAGAGCCCGACAAGUCACUUGUUCUCAAAUGGCAAAAGGGAGACCCCAUGUUACCCAGAAAUGCUGCCGUCGUCGCACGUGUGAACGGUCAAUCGCACGUGCUAACGGUGGAUAUAGAUACCGGCGAGGUAAACGUACAAGAAGCCAAUCCGCUCUCCGGUUACCCGACGAUGACGAUGGAGGACAUGACUUCAGCGACAUGGGCCCCACUAUCUAACGCUGAUUUCAACCGUACGAUCAUCGAGCGUGGAGUUGAUCUGAAGGACCUGGCUUGCCUACCUAUCUCUUUAGGUUGGUAUGGUACGAAAGAAGAGAACAGGAGACUAAUUAAGGUACAGUGCUACUCUAUGGAGGGCACUGCAAACUUCUACAUGAGGCCAAUAGAAGGGUUGACUGUGCUUCUUGAUAUGGAUACUAAACGAGUAGUGGAGAUAACAGAUAAAGGUAAGACCAUACCCAUACCGAAGGCCGCCAACACAGAUUAUCGCUAUUCCGCCCAGGGGGUCAAUCAAGAGAAGAAACUAAUCAAUCCAAUUUCCAUAGAGCAACCAAAAGGGCCAAGCUUUACUGUGGAAGAUGACCACAUGGUUAAAUGGGCAAACUGGGAAUUUCACCUCAAGCCCGACCCGAGAGCUGGGGUGAUCAUUUCUCGAGCUAGAGUCCAGGACCCGGAUACUGGAGAGAUGAGAAAUGUGAUGUACAAAGGGUUUACUUCAGAGUUAUUUGUACCUUACAUGGACCCUACAGAUGCAUGGUACUUUAAGACUUAUAUGGAUGCGGGUGAAUACGGGUUCGGGUUGCAGGCCAUGCCGCUUGACCCACUUAAUGAUUGUCCUCGAAAUGCGUAUUAUAUGGACGGAGUAUUCGCCGCCGGUGAUGGAUCUCCAUACGUCCGAUCAAACAUGAUUUGCGUGUUUGAGAGAUAUACUGGAGAUAUCGGGUGGCGGCACGCUGAGAGUCCGAUUACGGGUAUGGAGAUUAGAGAAGUAAGGCCAAAGGUGACGCUUGUGGUUAGAAUGGCAGCAUCAGUGGCGAACUAUGAUUAUAUAGUUGAUUGGGAGUUCCAGACAGAUGGGCUAAUCAGAAUUAAGGUUGGACUUAGUGGGAUUUUGAUGGUGAAAGGCAGCUCAUACGUGAACAUGAACCAAGUGCCAGGCCAAGAAAAUCUCUACGGCACACUAUUAUCAGAAAACGUCAUCGGUGUAAUCCAUGACCAUUUCAUCACAUUUUACCUUGACAUGGACAUCGACGGAUCUGAUAAUUCCUUCGUAAAGGUAAACAUCCAAAGGAAGCGGACCUCUCCCGGAGAAUCCCCAAGAAGAAGUUACUUGAAAGCUACAAGAAACGUGGCAAAGACAGAGAAAGAUGCACAAAUUCAGCUCAAACUUUAUGAGCCAUCGGAGUUCCAUGUGAUUAACCCGAACAAAAACACACGGGUGGGCAAUCCUGUUGGGUAUAAGGUGGUUCCUGGUGGCACGGCUGCUAGUUUGCUUGAUCAUGAUGAUCCACCACAGAAACGUGGAGCAUUUACAAAUAACCAAAUAUGGGUCACUCCAUAUAACCGGACCGAGGAGUGGGCAGGUGGGUUAUUUGUUUACCAGAGUCAUGGUGAAGACACUCUCGCAGUAUGGUCUGACAGGGAUCGUCCAAUUGAGAACAAGGACAUUGUGGUGUGGUACACGUUAGGUUUUCAUCACAUACCAUGUCAGGAGGAUUUUCCCAUAAUGCCAACAGUAUCGUCCAGCUUUGAUCUGAAGCCUGUCAAUUUCUACGAGAGCAACCCUAUUCUUGGUCUCCCACCUAAUGUUGAGAAGGACUUGCCUGUUUGCAAGCCUUCAGAUACUGCAUGAAUGGCAAAUAUGUCUUUUAGUUUUUGACUACAUUUAGCGGACAAAAAUAAAAAAAACAAAAAAAAUUUUCUGUUUGCAAGCCAUGCUUCUGUGGCUUGGGGCACAAAUUUCUUGUCUGGCUCGUACAAAUUUUAAUGUAGGAAAAACUUUUUCAGUAUAUA
Molecule: messenger RNA, 2472 nt
Organism: Hevea brasiliensis (rubber tree)
Lineage: Eukaryota; Viridiplantae; Streptophyta; Magnoliopsida; Malpighiales; Euphorbiaceae
Product: amine oxidase [copper-containing] gamma 2
Exons: 4
Coding region: 107-2311 (734 amino acids)
Biological process (GO): amine metabolic process
Molecular function (GO): primary methylamine oxidase activity; quinone binding; copper ion binding
Source: RefSeq, a predicted model, not a curated record